This is a messenger RNA of Anthostomella pinea, 732 nucleotides long. NCBI's taxonomy places the organism in Eukaryota, Fungi, Ascomycota, Sordariomycetes, Xylariales, Xylariaceae. The record is from the annotation of a GenBank genome assembly.
AUGGGCUGGUACCGCAGCUCGCCGUCCUCGCCCUCCACCUGCUCGUCCCCCAUAAUCCACUCGCCCAGGACGCAGUUCUUGUUGGCGAACCCCUCCUCGUCGACGAGCGCGAAGAGGUUCCCGAAGGCGCCCCUGGUCUGGUCGUCCAGGCCGUCUCCUUCUCCUUCUUCGCUUCCGACUCCGUCACCAUCACCACUCCUCUCCUUCCCCUGCCUAAUCGUCUUGAUGAACGCCUCAACCUCAGCCACCCCAGCGCCCGCCCAGCCGUUCUCUCCAGGAAACUCAGUCCGCACGGGCGGCGUCGCCGCAGCCACGAGGUCCGGCUUCCCCUCCGCGUUCAGCACCUGCACGCCGCGCAGCAACCGCGUCGUCACGAGCCGUAAGCAGUCGCCGGCGCCGAACUCGCGGUCGCGCAGGUGCAGAAGCAGGCGGCUGACGGCCUUGACAUCAGCAGCGGGCGCGGUGAUGAAGAGGAGACCCGAGCCCGGCGAGUUCGACAAAGUCCACGUCCCCUGGGAUGAGGUCUACGCCAUGAUGUGCAACCUCGAUAUCGGCAAUAUGGACUUUGAUGACUACUGCGCGGAUGAUCGGUUUGGCGACUUUGAGGAGCAGGGAGGCCCCUGGAGGGGCAAGUGGUGGACUUAUGCUGGCGUGGGCGAGGAGAUGAGCGAGGGUGUGAGGGCGAAGCUGGAUGAGGACAUUAGGAGGUUGGAGGAGGAGCGUUUGGCGUGA